This is a messenger RNA of Papaver somniferum (opium poppy), 1062 nucleotides long. RefSeq names its product F-box/kelch-repeat protein At3g06240-like. The transcript has a single exon. The record is from RefSeq and is a predicted model, not a curated record. NCBI's taxonomy places the organism in Eukaryota, Viridiplantae, Streptophyta, Magnoliopsida, Ranunculales, Papaveraceae. Bases 1 to 1062 code for a protein of 353 amino acids.
AUGAAUCAUAAUAUUCAGGAAAACAACAUUAUUCUUAUUUAUCCUGAUUAUCCGAUGAAUUUGAGGACAAUCCAAUUCAUUUCAUUAAAACUAUCACUAUUGUUUCCAUCAACUGAAUGUCGGCAUGGGGAGGUUAGUCCUGAAUUUACCGAUUGCUCAUUCAUAUAUUCGGGAUGGAGAAUUGAUUCUUUCUGUGGUUCUUAUGAUGGAUUGUUAUGCAUAUGUUAUGUUAGAACUGAUGUUGAUUGUAACAAAGAUGAACAGAUUGUUGUUUUGAAUCCAUCGACUACCGAAUUUAAGGAAAUACGCGUUCCAACGAAACUAACCGGGAAGGGGAAAAUAAAGUUGAGGAGUUUAUUUUGGUUUGGGUAUGAUUACAAGAUUGCUGAUUACAAGUUGGUUAGAGUUGUUGGCUUAGACAGUCGCGGUAAGGAGAAUUUUGAGGUUGAGGUCUAUACACUGGGAUUAGAUUCAUGGAGAAAGAUUGAUGAACAUGUAUCUUACAAAUUUGAAAAACAUCAACCUGGGGUUCUUGUUAAUGGUGCUCUUCAUUGGUUUGUCGUUUCCAAUGUGAAACGAGUGAAAGUUCUAGUCUCUUUUGAUAUUUCUAAUGAGAGGUUUGUAGAGUUGCCACUGCCUAAAGAGCGUUUGACAUAUCCAGAAGAACCUUUGGAAGAUGCUAAGUAUCAGAGAAAGGUGGGGGAGCUGGGAGGGUGCAUUUGUUUACUUUUUCAUGUUUUUGGUGUUCGGGUCGAUGUGUGGAUUAUGCAAGAGUAUGGAGUUUGGGAAUCAUGGACUAAAAGCUUCACGAUAAAGAGAGAGACUAUUACUAGAGCACUCUAUUUGAGUCUCAAAUGGAGCUUUCUGAACAAUGAGAUUUUAUUGCAGUGUGAUGACAAGUUAAUCUUAUAUGACCCAAAGAACGGAAGACAUAGGAAACUUGCAGUUUGUCAAAUCGAUACAUGUACAGAUGCAGUUAAGUAUGUACCCAGUCUUGUUCCCCUCAAUUCUGGUAAAUAUCUAGUGCACCUGAGAAAUAAGGGGAAACAAUGGAAAGCGUAA